This is a messenger RNA of Adineta steineri, 1821 nucleotides long. Lineage: Eukaryota; Metazoa; Rotifera; Eurotatoria; Adinetida; Adinetidae. The record is from the annotation of a GenBank genome assembly.
AUGUUUCCAUUUGGUCAUUGCCUAUAUAUGCCUUUAUCAUUACCAAUACCAAUUCCUUUUUAUAAUAAUAUAUUUUUAAAUCCUCAUUCAUUAAAUUUAUCUCCAAUUACUAAAUUUAAUUCGAAUAUUGUUCAACAAACAUUAUCACAUCGAUUUAAACGUACACAUAAUGAUAUUCAUAAUAUUCAACAAAAGAAACGAUUUAGAUAUUCAUUAACAACAACAACCAAAGAUAAUAAUUUAUCGAGAUCAUCAAAAAAUGCAGUUAUGUUAUUAUAUGAAAUAAAACCUUCGAUUGAAUAUAAACUUGUUUGUCAAACAGGUCCAUCUCAUCGACCUAUGUUUCGAAUGACAGUUGAAGUAAAUGGAGAACUAUUUGAAGGUAUAGCACAAACAAAAAGAGAAGCUAAACAAGCAGCUGCUGAAAAAGCUCUUGAAUCAUUUUCAUUAUCUAAUAAUAAUUUGUUAAAUGUAAAUGAAAAUGUAACAGAAUUAAAUCUGAUUGAGUCAAAUGAAAUGUGUUAUUUAAAACAAAUUAAACCAAAUGUUGAAUUUAAAGAAAUAAAAUGUGAAAAAAAUGGAUUUAAAUUUGUGAUUAGUUUUGAUAAUAAAUAUUUUAUUGGUAAAGGAGAAAAGAAAGAAAUAGCUAAAACACAAGUAAUACAAUUAGCUUUACAAAAAUUAUUUGAAAAUAAUCCUUUUUCAUUGAAUCUUGUUUGUUGUGAUUAUAAUUUUGGUGAUUAUAUUGAAAAAUGUAUAGAAGAAAAGUUUCAUGAAUUAACUCAGAAUGAUUUUCGUCUUAAACGAUAUCGAGUUUUAUCUGGAAUUGUUCUUACACAUAAUUUAAAUUUUCAAUCAAUGAAAAUAAUUUGUCUAACAACUGGUACAAAAUCUGUUAAUGAGAAUAAUAAACAAUUAGUAAAUGAUUGUCAUGCAGAAAUGUUAGCACAUCGCUGUUUAAUUCGUUAUUGUUAUGAAGAAUUAAAUUUAUUAAUUAAUCAAAAUUCUAAUGAAUCAAUAUUUGAGAGAAUAAAUAAUACGAAUCGAUUUCAAUUAAAAUCAUCAGUUAGUUUUCAUUUGUAUAUUUCUACAACUCCAUGUGGUGAUGCUCGACUUUUCUCAUCAGAUCAAAUAAGAUCAGUUGAUUUGAAACAUUCAUUAAUGAAAUCUCGUGGAUUAUUGAGAACAAAAAUUUCAGGAAAUGAAGGUACAAUUCCUGUUUUAGCUCAAACUAUGUAUUAUAAUAUUCACACAUUAGAUGAUGAUGAUAAUAAUAAUAAACAAUUGUUCAUUAUGUCUUGUUCAGAUAAAUUAUGUAGAUGGAAUUUUAUUGGUUUACAAGGUGGAUUAUUAACUAUAUUAAUAAAUCCAAUUUAUUUGACUAGUAUUAUUAUUGGAAAUAGUUUAUGUAAUAAUAAUCAUAUUCAUCAAUCAUUAUUUGGUCGAAUAGAACAAAAACUAAAUCAUCUUUCAGCUCCUUAUGGAUUACGACGACCAUUUAUUUCAAGUAUCAAUAAUAGAAAAGUACAAAAUAUGGGUCGAGCACCUAUAUGCUCAUUGUUAUGGAAUUGUGUUGAUAAUAAAUGUGAAAUUAUUAAUAGUUCAACUGGAUUAACAAUUUUAAAUGAAUCAUCAACAGUAUCAAAAGCAGUUUUAUUUGAAAAAUGGAAAAAUUUGAUGAAUAAAAUCCAAGGAAAUAUGAUAUCAAUAAGUUAUUCUGAUGCUAAACAAUUAGCUGUAGAAUAUCGAAAGACCAAAGAAGAAAUUAAUAAAGCAUUUGAAAAUAGUGGAUUUGGUCGAUGGGCUGCAUUGAUCAAAUAA